GGUUGCACGGUGACAGUUAACGAAGCAAUCUCGAUUUCUGUGAAAUGGCAUGUUUUUGUUUUUCAUCGAAACAUUUAUCAUAUUGGAGAUAAAACAUACUAGUUCCUCUGUUCGCUUGUACAUCAGCGCAGUUCAGAAUGGCAGCCUCGCAAUUAGUUGAAAAGCUAAAGUUUGGUGAAAAGUACAUUUUGGCAAACAUCGUAGUACUGCCAUUAGACAAGGCACCGGCUAGGGUUGCACUGAAAUCCGAUGCCACAUUACCGGUUCCUCGAUUCCCCAAACCAUAUAGCAAAGAAUGUGAAUUUGCGGCCCGAAACAAAUUCCUCACGGGCGAUUUAUGGGAGUCGUUUGUCUACCGAAAGCUGUACGAUUUGUUGCAGAAUAAUAUGGCGGAACAUGGUUCUGAAAUCUGUCCACCUAAUGCGCUUAACAAGGAGUAUCUUUUGAACUGUGUAGAACGUCCAUACCUGCAGAUGAAAUACUCAUUUCGGGAUACAACCUACCGCAACGAUUUAAACAUGUUCUUCGAAGAGAGGGCCGGAAAUUUGCACAAUUGCUGUAUCUACGUUGAGAUCAGUGAUAUAGGGCGUACUCUAUGUGACAAGGUUGUGGAUCGGGAUAGGACUAUACUUCGCUUGCUGAAAGAAAUUAAUGAGCUAAAGCGAGGGAUCACUAACAUCAAAUCAAACGCCAAGACGCCCGCUGGCAGCAGCAAAAGUUUGCCUGCUCAAAUAGAAGAGUAUCAUCCGGAGCCGGUUAAAAAGAGAAUCAGAAGCGCCGAUGAAGAGUACGUUCCUGAGAAUGGUGCAUCAUCAGGUGUUAAGCGAAUGUAUAAACCGUCAAGAAUAGUCGAUGGUCAUAAACCAAAUAGUGCAUCAGAACCCGAUCCCUACACACCGGAAACGACCGACACGCAGGUUAAGGUAUCCUACACGCCAACAUCAAGCCCUCAGAACAAAGUGGAGUCCAACAAUACCCCAUCUUCCAGAGCAGUAAAAGUGGAUAAAAGCCUGUUCGGACCGGACGACGCCGAAGAGUAUGAUCCGGCAAAUCCAAAACCUUCUCCCGCAAAGCAAACGAAGAACGAUAGCGAGAAGGACAUGUUCUCCGAUAGCGACCAUCGACACUCACCAAAUGGUCACGAAGCGACGGGUCCUAAGCCUAAUCGCACCUCGGUGUAUACUGCAAAACGGGAAGUUUUACCGCGAAGCAGCAAACAAAGUGUACGCGAUUUGGAUAAUGAAAGCUCGGAAGAGAUUGAAAAACGUAAAGCGAAGACGACGGACAAAACGAAUGUACCUACCAAGGAAGAGGGCAACAAAAAAGCACUUUUUAAACUAAAAAAAGGCAUUAACCGAAAAACGGUCCCGAAAAAGGAAGUCGGGGAGGCAGAGUAACAUAGAAAAACUAACAGAAAUAGCAAGGCGAAGGUGAAAAGACUUUCAAACAACAGAAGGUGCCUCAAUUGUAUGAGUCGGUCGUAACAAAAAAUAUUACAUUACGGCAUAUAUUUUUAUAAAACUGCUCAGUGGUGGAUAUCUUCCCAUCGGCGACGCUAGUUUGCCGCUGUCGGUAGCAUAUUGGAUGAGGAUCAGAAAGUGGCGAUGCUAAAAUUAGUGCAAGAAGUAUUUUGUGUCACACGAGUUUGUGGAAGAUGAAUUUGUGCCACAUCAACAGCGAGGAAAGAUUGUUUUGUUACAUCUUCGCUACUGAUGGAAUAGGG
This is a messenger RNA of Anopheles coluzzii, 1723 nucleotides long. RefSeq lists its product as uncharacterized. NCBI's taxonomy places the organism in Eukaryota, Metazoa, Arthropoda, Insecta, Diptera, Culicidae. The transcript is spliced from 4 exons. The record is from RefSeq and is a predicted model, not a curated record. The coding region runs from base 138 to 1397 and encodes 419 amino acids.